This is a messenger RNA of Adineta ricciae, 1797 nucleotides long. NCBI's taxonomy places the organism in Eukaryota, Metazoa, Rotifera, Eurotatoria, Adinetida, Adinetidae. The record is from the annotation of a GenBank genome assembly.
AUGCUAUCAAAGGUUCAUCGAUUUAUUAAUACUAAUCAUGAUCAUUCUUACACGACUAAUAAUAAUCGAUUAACCUCAUCACUCGAUCGUAUAGAUCACAGCACAAGUUCCGACGAUGAAAACAACGUUUAUACUCAAACUUUACUGUAUAUCGUUCAUGUUGAUGAAAUUGAAUCGACAACGGUCGAUGGACAUCAGUCAAAUAAAGCUAUACGGAAAGUAUCGAAACGAACAACGGCUAGUUUUAACGAGCAACAGGAACAGCAGCAACAACGAUAUUUUCAUACACCAAAAUUGCCACCGUCGACACCACCAUCAUUUAGUUUUUCCAAUCCAUUUCGACGUUUAAAUAAUUUAUUGAAAGCUGCUGACAAAUCGUCACAAAGUACAUCGACACCGAACCUGAACGUGACGCCAUUGGGUUCGUCGACAAGGAAAAAGUCGUCGCUAAACAGUCGACUUCGUUCACAAAAUCAACGAAGUACUGAACGAUUUCCUCCACCGCCACCAGAGUUUUUCUCGGAUCAUUCGAUGCCUACGAAAAACAAACAAAUGAUUAUUCGCGCUAGUGGUCCUGGCCUAAAAGAUGGAUAUGUUGAUGAUCACUGCCAUUUCGAUCUGAAUGCACCCGACGCUGAGUUACAAAAACUCGUCAUUGCAAUUGAUGGUCCAUCGAAAGCUGAUAUUCAAAUUCAAAUUGUCGAAACGGGAAUCUAUCGGGUGUAUUAUAAGUGUCAAUUGCCUGGUAAUUAUCAUCUUUCGUUAACAUACGACGGGCAUCAUAUCGAUAGAUCACCCUAUCAUCUAAUCUUACAUACACGGCCAUCCCAAGAACAAGUCGUUCCGCCGGCUAAUACUCCAAUACGUGCAAAAAUUGAACCUGCUGAAUUUUGUGUAAAUACUCCAUGUAUAGUCAAUAUUUAUCCCGAAGUAGCUUGCAAUGUCUUUCAAGCUUAUGUACAAGCACCACAGGGAAACAUUAAUUUACCCAUUAUAGUCCAUAAAUCGGCAAAAACAGAACGUUACGAAGUCUAUUUUAUUCCAACGACUUGUGGUAAUCAUUGGCUAAACGUCAAUCUCAAUCAUACACCAAUUGUUGACAAUCCUUAUCGACUAGUAGUUCAAUCGUGUGCUACUAAGACGUCAAUGCUGAACAGUAAAGAAGAACUUUUCCAUGCCUACACUGGCGAAUUGAGUCAAUUUUUCGUAUCAAAAUCACCCUCGUCGAAAACAGGACCAUUUUCUGUAGGCAUCAGCGGACCAUCAACAGUUUUUCUCGAUGCAAAUGAAACAGAAUAUGGCUAUGAAUUUCAUUACAAACCGGUUCGAUCCGGAAAAUAUUUAAUUACGAUGAAAACUGCUGGUAAACACAUUCAAGGAAGUCCAUUCCUUUGUCGUGUUUAUGAUAAAGCCAAUGAUACUCUGCUAGCAAGUCCUUCGAGAUUACAUCAAAGUACUAGUCCGACUGAACUCGAGACUAUUCGUUCGUCAAUGACUGGUAAAGCUUCUCAAAUAUGUGUUUUCGGUGCAGGUUUAUACGAAGCCAAAAAGCAACACAAAGCAACGUUUAAAAUCGAUGCAAGUCAAGCAGGUCCAGGUUUACUUUCAGUUGGCCUAUACUCACCGCUCGGAGUAUGCGAACGUCUUGUAAUUAAACGUAUUAUUCCAUCGUCACCUGGUUUUAUUUAUAAAGUUUCUUAUCGAGUGCGAACACGUGGUCAAUACAUGUUAACAAUUGUUUAUGGAGCCGAUAUGGAACAUGUGCCUGGUAGUCCUUACCUUGUGCUCGUUGAGUAA